Messenger RNA from Orbilia oligospora ATCC 24927, 2343 nucleotides. RefSeq lists its product as uncharacterized. The transcript is spliced from 3 exons. Gene Ontology annotation, molecular function: protein binding. Bases 1 to 2343 code for a protein of 780 amino acids. NCBI's taxonomy places the organism in Eukaryota, Fungi, Ascomycota, Orbiliomycetes, Orbiliales, Orbiliaceae. The record is from RefSeq and is a predicted model, not a curated record.
AUGGCAGCGGCUGCCUACGCUAAGGAUUUACUCUACAAAAUAGUCCCCGCGAAAGUACAAGCUGAGGAGAAAAUUACAGAUAUUCCUGGUAUCCUUUCUUCUAUUGAAAACAAUGUAUACGAGAUGCGAGCAGACGUCAAAAUCAUUCAAAAUAAGAUGAGAAACACGGAGAUAGACCGCUGGUUAGCAGCUCCAAACGUCUCAACGAAUUACAAUAAAGCACUGCAGCGGCGUCACGAAGGCUCGGGUGAUUGGCUCAUAGAGAGCAAACAGUUUACCGAGUGGAAAACUUCAGCAAUGCGAAAUUCGUUUUUAUGGCUUCACGGAAUCCCUGGUUGUGGUAAAACCAUUCUUAGUUCUGCUAUCAUCCGAGCGCUUGAAGGCAACUCAAGAAAAGCUGAAGCGGAGCCGGCCUGUCAACCUCUGAUAUAUUUCUACUUCGACUUUAUCGAUAUUAGUAAACAGACUCUGGAAAAUAUGCUCCGAUCUUUAAUUGAUCAACUCUCUCAUAAACACGAAGGGGCCUCGGUACAUCUCGAGUCAUUGUAUUCGUCUUGCUCAGAUGGACGCCAGCCAACUAUCAGGUCGUUUUGUGACACCUUUUUAUUGAUGCUAGAAGAAGCAGGGGAAGUGUGGAUUGUAUUAGACGCACUUGAUGAAUGUCGUACCAGGGCUGGUCCAGCGACCGGACUACUAUCUUGGAUGAGUGAAGUCCUGGCAUCGCAGAAGGCGAUAGUCCACCUCCUCGCAACAAGUCGUCCCGAAACUGAUAUCCAAUCCCAGAUAAUGGGCUUUGCCCGUCCUCAGGACGUUAUACCUAUCCAGAAUAGUCUGAUAUCAGAUGACAUCGAAGCGUAUAUUUUUUCAAGAGUCAGAGGCGGUGGGGGGCUCAAAAGAUGGCGAUCGCUACCAGAAGUCCAGAACGAGAUCGAAACUUGUUUAAUGGAAAAGGCAAACGGGAUAUGGGUCGCAUGCCAGCUCGAUGCUUUAGAAAACUGUUUAGAAUACCGGAGUCUUCGGAAAAGUCUUAUUUCACUGCCUAAAACCUUGGACGGCACAUAUGCAAGGAUCUUACGGAAUAUCCCCGAAGAACACAAAGAGAGUACUAUAAGGAUCCUUCAGUUCUUAACGUAUUCUGAACGCCCGUUAACAAUAGAAGAGGCCAUCGAUGCCAUAGUGGUCGAUAUAGACGGUGAUGAAUAUUUUAAUCCGAAGUACAGAAUGCCUGAUAGUGACGAAAUCCUGUGCUACUGCUCUAGUUUGGUCGUUGCGGUUCCCACCGAUCAGAACUAUGGGCCAGGCUCUAGCUUCCAUGGACAGGAAACCAAAACCAGUAUACCGAUGGAACUCCAGUUAGCGCAUUUUUCAGUCAAGGAAUAUCUCACGUCUGACCGACUUGACAGCGACAUCGCACAAAAUUUCCAAGACACCAUCGCCAAAGAAACUAUUGCAUCAGUUUGUCUCGCGUAUCUCUUGCACCUAAACCAUUCCCCAAAGAUUAUAUCACAGACGAUUAGAUUUAACUACCCCUUCGCACAAUAUUGUGCAACGUUCUGGGUAAAAUUUGCUAGGGUUAGUGAAGGAGAUAAUAAGAACCUGCGGGGUCUCGUCCAAAAGUUUUUUGAUACCUCUCAAGACGCUUUCGAAAAAUGUUACGAUCUUUACCCAUUAGAUAGGCCGUGGAGGGCUAAUACUGAGCUUUAUGAGCCCGAUCGUGUUACUCCAAUAUACUACGCAUCCUUUGGAGGGCUGUUAUUUGCAGUAAAGGAUCUAAUAAGCAAAGGUCACAGUAUUGACAGUGGCGGUCAAGAUUAUGGUAAUGCUCUCCAGGCGGCAGCGGCCGGAGGGCAUGAGGAAAUCGUAGAGUUUCUCCUGAACCAAGGUGCUAACGUCAACGCCCAAGAUGCGAGCCACUACGGAAAUGCACUUAAUGCGGCAUCGAUUGAAGGCCACUUCAAGAUUGUUAAAUCGCUGUUGAAACAAGGCGCCGACGUAAGCGCACAAUAUGGGGACUGCAACUGUGCUCUGUGUGCAGCAUCAUUAGGAGGCCAUGUGGAGAUUGUCAAACUCCUACUAGACCAUGGCGUCGACCCAAAUGUAGAAGGUGGUAGCGAAUUUAGCUCCAUACUCGCUAUGGCAUGUCUCGAAGGGAACGAGGAUAUUCUUAGGAUUUUAGUACGCUACGGCGCCGACGUUUAUAUGCAGGGUGGGCGUCAGUUUAGCAACGCGCUCCAGGUUGCGACAGUCAUGGGUCAUCAAAAGGUUGUUGAAACUUUGUUACGCCACGCCGCCGAUAUCAAUACCCCGUGCGAGCACCAGAACCGGAUCUCUGAGCUCUCAUGA